CCCGACAUAAUUGGUAGAAAAAUUGACAAUGCGUGGUUGUAUUGUUCUCUCACGGAUCCUUUAAGAACCUCAGUCAACAUCUCCAGGAUCCAUAAACUUUGGAGUCAUUUGCUAGCAUUGAUACAAGACAGGCGGAGACACAGCGGAGCGGAGGAACAUGGGAACAGUUGGAGCUGAAGAUGAUGGGAGUGCACGUCCAGUGAGGAAUAAGAACAGGGCAGUGGUGUCCGAGGUCAACGAUGAUGGUUUUGACGACGAGCCGACGGGUUACCAGCAGCCGUUGGAGAUCCGGAGGAAGAGUAACAGAAGAUUCUAUGUGUUUGCUUGUGCAGUCCUUGCUUCCCUCAACACUGUUCUCCUGGGCUAUGAUUUUGAACAGGUUAGUGAUGUCACAAAUGACUUGAUGUGUCUUUGCUACUCUGCAGAUGUUGGUGUCAUGAGUGGAGCAAUCAUAUUCAUUCAGGAAGAUUUAAAAAUAACUGAGGUUCAGACAGAAGUCCUUGUUGGUUGUUUAAGCGUAGUUUCGCUCUUUGGUAGCUUAGCUGGUGGCAGAACAUCAGACAUGAUUGGCCGAAAAUGGACAAUGGCUUUAGGUGCUAUUGUCUUCCAAGUGGGUAUCGCUGCUAUGACUUUCGCAUAUUCAUUUCAAGCACUGAUGAUAGGGAGAUUGCUGACUGGGGUUGGGAUUGGCAUCGGCGGUGUGAUAACGUCGGUUUACAUUGCCGAGAUUUCGCCAUCCAUCAGUAGGGGAAGCCUGACCUCAUUUCCAGAGAUCUUUGUGAACAUAGGAAUUCUACUUGGUUAUGUCUCAAACUAUGCAUUUUCAGGCCUCUCCGUACACAUUAAUUGGAGGGUCAUGCUUGGAGUUGGGAUGUUGCCCUCCGCUUUAAUCGGUUUUGCACUUUUUGUGAUCCCCGAAUCACCAAGGUGGUUGGUCAUGCAGAACCGAGUUGAUGAAGCAAGAUCAGUGCUUUUUAAGACGAAUGGAGAUGAGAGUGAGGUGGAAGAGAGGCUCGCAGAAAUACAAUUAGCAGCUGGAGCUGGUAACAAUGCACAGAAGCAAGGAGAGAAAGCCGUGUGGCGUGAACUGUUGAGCCCUUCUCCUUCUCUACGCUGGAUGCUAAUCACUGGCAUUGGACUCCAGUGCUUCCAACAGUUAACGGGCACAGACGCUGCAGUGUAUUACAGCCCAGAGAUUUUCAAAGAUGCUGGAAUAAAGGGUAAUUCGAAUCUACUAGCGGCUACCAUUGCUGUGGGCGUUACCAAGACUUCAUUUGUACUGGUUGCUACAUUUCUGAUAGACAAGCUUGGAAGGAAGCCUUUGCUUUAUAUUAGCACGAUCGGCAUGACAGUUUGCCUGUUCAGUGUGGGAGUCUCUCUUUCUUUGCUUAAGGAAGGAGUUGUUGGUGCCGCGCCUGCAUUGGCAAUAAUAUCUGUUUGUGGUACUCUAGCGUUCUUCUCGGUAGGAAUUGCCCCCAUUUGCUGGGUGCUAACCUCAGAGAUUUUCCCUUUGAGGUAUCGUGCUCAAGCAGUGGCGCUUGGGGCGGCUGCUAAUAGGGUAUGCAGUGGGCUUGUUGGCAUGUCCUUCCUCUCAGUUUCUCACACAAUCACAGUAGCCGGCACAUUUUUUGUGUUUGCCGCGAUGUCAGCUCUUUCGGUCGCGUUUAUUCACUUGGUUGUUCCAGAAACCAAAGGAAAAUCACUGGAGCAGAUUGAGUCUCUUUUUCAGGAUCACUAUAGUGGGAAAGGAGGCUAUGUCAAGAUUGAAGAUGUCGAGGAUCACGUGCACGAAUAGUCACUUACCUAUUGCCAUCUUCAAUCUACGUGUGGAGCUUCAGUUCAAUAUAAGGAGGUCCAGCAUCAAGAAUUAGAAACAGUUAUCAACCUCUCGAGCAAGCGAAAGCAGAAUCUAUCAAGUUGAAGUCAUUGUUAAAAUUACCGUCACUCUCUUCUCGGAUGGCUGCUUAGCCUGACAAGUCCGAUAAAUGUCAGCACAUAUUAACAGAGAAAUCAUAGCUUGCGUUAUUGAGGAAUCCUAAUAUUUCCAACUUUCAUAUUUGAAAUGCUCUGUAUUAUAUCCUAGAGAAGUUCACCUUCAAUGAAACAUUGAAACCAUUUCUGAUUCAGAA
Molecule: messenger RNA, 2129 nt
Organism: Syzygium oleosum
Lineage: Eukaryota; Viridiplantae; Streptophyta; Magnoliopsida; Myrtales; Myrtaceae
Product: probable polyol transporter 4
Exons: 2
Coding region: 158-1795 (545 amino acids)
Biological process (GO): transmembrane transport
Cellular component (GO): membrane
Molecular function (GO): myo-inositol:proton symporter activity
Source: RefSeq, a predicted model, not a curated record